ACGUAUUUUUGUUUACAUUUUUGAUGAAGAUAUCGUGUUUGUAUAUUGCACUUUUAUCAAAUUUUUAAUACGAUUAAAAAGCCUUUCAAGAUGGCGCUUUUAGUAUCAGCGUGUGGCUUCACAGAGCCAAGGAAAUUUAUCGUCAUCAAUGAAGCUCACGACAUUGAAAGUUCUUUUUUAAUUAGCGCAUUAAUUGGUCAACGUCUGAGGCUUCAAAAUUCUGGACUCGUGUUGAUUUGUUGUCAUCAAAGCUUCAAAUAUUAUGACGCUUGUGGAAAGAAAUUGGGCUACAAUUUAUCGAUGAGUGUGAGCAAGAAAUGUCUCCGUGUUGUUGAACCAUUGAAAGAUAUGAUAAACUUGAAGGAGGAUGAACUAAUAAAACAUCUGAUGGAUGAAAUUAAUAACAAUUUGAAGUUAUUAGAAGACGACAACAAAAAGAACAUCACGAUUAUUAUUGACGAUCUUUCCUUCUUCAUGAGCUUGGGGUGUAGUGAGAAAAGUCUUAUAAAAUUGGGACUUAAACUGCAUGAGUUAUCACAAAAGAAAGAUUCUCUCUCUUUUGUCUUAAAAGUCGGUCUUAGCGACUUUCACAGCUAUCUUUCGAACAACCUUGAAGAUCUCGCUGAUGUUUUACUCUCUGUUGAAAGACUUAAAUCAGGAAAGUUUUGGGAUGUUGAUGGAAGAAUAACAAUAAAGAAAAUGAAUAUGCAAAGUUCAAUUCCGUUAGUGGAGAGUGAAAGAAGUCUUCUUUAUUUCAUUGGUGAUCACAAUGUGAAGCUAAGUGCACCUGGUGAGUUUGGAUUAAAGGUUUAA
Messenger RNA from Clunio marinus, 813 nucleotides. NCBI's taxonomy places the organism in Eukaryota, Metazoa, Arthropoda, Insecta, Diptera, Chironomidae. The record is from the annotation of a GenBank genome assembly.